Molecule: messenger RNA, 4366 nt
Organism: Bombus pascuorum
Lineage: Eukaryota; Metazoa; Arthropoda; Insecta; Hymenoptera; Apidae
Product: mucin-12
Exons: 11
Coding region: 256-2271 (671 amino acids)
Source: RefSeq, a predicted model, not a curated record
CGCUGCGAUACGCACUCGCGAGCGAAACGCAAAGUGGAUCGAGUCAGUACUGGACAGGCUACCACUGUGCGGUGUCACGUGUGCCGUCUCGAGAGAAUUACUCGACGAUCGAUUCGUCCGACGCGCGAAAUUUCCCGACGAAACGAAAAACGAACAACCGAACGGUGAAACGGUGAAACGGUCACAUUUUAUUACAAAUAUCGGAUUACCCUUUCUCGCGAGAUCUCGUGAGGCAGGGAACUUGAGAAGAACGCAAUGUCAGCUGCAGUGAGGGAGAGAACAACAACGCACACCAGCAGAAAGAUAGUGAGUCAUGGUAGUCCUAUAUCGGGCCAGAGUCAGUCGACAACCAUGGCCAACAGCCUCGAAAACAACUUAGACGCUCUUCUCGAGGACUUGCAAACAAGCGUCUCGAGAAGUGCCACCCCGAGCCGAGGCGGCAGGACGCUUUCGCCUCAAGUAGAGUAUCGCGUAGCUGCAAAUCCUACCAAGGUGGUUUCCGAAGGCAGAGCCAUCUCACCCACUAGAACCAUGACCACCACCACUGAAAAAUAUGUAAGCACCGGGCCGAGUGGUGCGCCGAGCGGUAUACCUGAUUUGAACUUCAUCGAUUCAGAAUUGCAAAAUGUGCAGCCUGGUCAAAGCAAAACGGUCGCUUAUAAACAGGUGUCGUAUCAAUAUAACAAAAGUCUGGAUGGAAAACCAAUUGAUUCGUGGGUAGCAGACAACGCAUUAACCAACACCAGUACGGCUUUGAUCGAUGAUAUCCGAGAAAGGAGUUACGAAGAAAGCACAAUCCCCCGUGGCUUAGAACCGGUCAGCAAAUCGGUCAACAGAGAACUAGUGUAUAACGACAGUUGUGUAUCUCGUUCGAAGCAAACUUCGCCUUUACCAGCAGGUACUCAGAGGGAUGUGAAAUAUAUUCACGAGUCUUCCAGCUAUCAAACAGAACCAGCGCAAAACACGACGGUAACGACGACGGUGCACGCGAAUGCCGCGCAAGAAUAUGGAAACGUCGAGUACGUACCAGUGCCAUCGCCAACACCAGCGAUACCGAUCAAUCUGGCACCGGGUCCGAACACCAAAGUAACCACUACCAUUAAAACGUACACUUACGAGCUACCAGGACCGCCUGAAACCUAUUUACCAGGUGGCAACGCGCCAGGCACCGUUGUGCUGCCAGGUGAUCAAACUAUCACGUACACGAUACCGAAAGGAACUAGCUCCACGGACAAAACCAUCGCUUAUCAAACCGUGACCGAGAACGUUCCAUCUAGAACACCAGCCAGAUACAGCAGUCCGCCGCCUCCUGUAACAGACGUGACAAAGAAAUCUACCACGAUCCAUCAAGAGUCAAAGUUCUAUCACGAAGAACACCACGAUAGUCCGGCCAACGUGCAACCAACCACCACGGUCUAUCAUCCUGGUUCACCACUCUUGGCAAAUAAAACAACGAUCACGCGAAACGAAAAAUACUAUCAGGUGGAUGGAGGUUAUCCAAACGGUCAUACGGCUGGCGAUCGACCACCGGAUCAUCCGACAACCACGGUGAUCUAUCAGAACCAACCACCGACUAUAAACGAGACUCGCACAACGAUAAAUCGGAUCGAGGAACAUUAUCCUAGUCGACCACCGUCCGGCGGACGACAUCCGACGCCCGAUAAACCGGCGACACCGGUCAAUUAUUAUACAUUACCAGCACAGUCGUCCACUUCCCCGCCGCAGUCUACCACGACGAUAUACAAAUUUUCCAACACCACCACGUCCAUACCUCCGAACAAGAAUCCCGAAGAUCACGAAGUUUUGUUACCUAAACCGUUCCCGACCGAGGCUGUUCAGCUUUAUCCAUCGAACAAGCCGGCUAACAACAACGUGCAAACUCCGCCCAAGAAGUUGGAGGAUCUCAUGGCAUCGUUCUCCGACACGGAGCGCGAGGUCCUAGAAGACAUUGAAAAAAGGGAAAAGGAACAACAGAAGGAGUCCCCAACGGUGAAAAAGGAGGUUGACUUUGUACCCCAUACACCGCCAAAAGUAAAAAGUAAAAAUGUUGCUGGACCUCCAGUUUAUUAUCCUCCCGGAGCAGCAGAAUUCACUAAGAAAGAAGAGGCUAGCGCGGCUAUGUCACAGUCUGGUGGUGGAGGAUGGCAAAAGGCUAAGGCGAAAUACGAAUACGAAGCGUCUGGUAAAAGUAAAUCGAAAUCGAGUAGCGGCAAAGCUGUUGUUCCUGUUUGUUUGCCACUUUGUUGCGCCUUGCCAUGUGUAAUUAUGUAAAUUAUAUCGAUAUUAAUAUCAAUAUCAAUAUCAAUAUUAAUACUUGAUUAAUCUUGAUUAAGCGACUUAUUAGUCGUGUUUUGAACGAUCGCGCGUCAGAAUCCAUCAGUGUUCCGCCGCUUUCGCCACUUGCGCCACUUGCGCCACUUGCGCCACUUGCGUAGAAUAAAAUUUAGAGAACAACUUUAACGUAAGAAACGGUAAACGAUUUUAAAAAGCUAUAAAAUGAUUACGAAUCGAUUACGAAAUAAAACGCAAGCAAAUAUUUUUCUGAUUCUUUGUUUGUCAUAUAUACGACGUAUAUAUAACAAUAAAUAAAUAUACGAUUAGAACUUGAUUUAAUUUUAAUUCGAAGUAGCAAUUGUAAUUACAACAAAUGUAAGGUCAAAUAUCGUCGUACCGUGAUCGUAAGCUUUCUUAGUUACGCAUAAUCAUACCGAUGAAUUAUCGAGAUUUUAAAUCUCGCCGCAUAUUCUUCCCUUAAUCUCUACCUCUACUUUCUCCGUGUAAUAAUUUUUCCGAUCAAACGUUAAAGCAACGACAUCUCGUUCAAAUUUCUUCCUUUUCGUUCUUUUUCAUUUUUACAAUACUAACUACUUACAUCGUUUUAACACGCAUUAUUACUUCGAUUUUAUAGAGAACGGUGAAUUCUCAUCCUGCUGGAUACAGAAUUAGUCACAAAUGCAUGUUCGUACUUCAGCGAAUGAACUACACGUUAAAAUAUAAUAUAUAAAAAGUAUAAAAUAUAAAAAACCGUCUUACGAGCAUCGUGUCUUACGUACCUCGGUUUCGGCGUCGAUCAAUGAUCAAAGAAAAUAUUUAAAGCGUCCACCGCGUAUCCCGACUGUCUCGUCGACACACGCACCACUUGACAUCGAGUCCCGUACUCGCUCCAAAAUACCAGAUAUAUUCUUCUCGAAUCCAAGUUUUUAUCCUUUGCUCUCGCAAAUUCUAUACGGUCGUUCGCUUGCCAUAGACUUUAGAUGGUUCCGCAAGAAUACGUAAUUCAGAUCGUCAUGGACGAUAAGGAUGUUCUCUCACUGUUCAAAGUUUCCUUUGAUCAUCCACAACCCGAAAACGAAGGCACAUACAUUGUAGGGCAUACACGUGGUUAUAGGACGUUCUUUACUUAUUUUAAUACGUAGAAUCACCCUUUGAAGUACGGACAUGCAUUUAUAAUUCACCCUGUGUAUUACACUGGGUUUUGCUUAGUGUAACAUCGUCCGCUGUAUUCGUAAGAAUAAAAACCUUAUAUGUUUUUUUUUUUUUUUUUUUCUUUCCUUACUACAAAAAUACUCUUUUAUACUCCUCACAAGUUCUACGUUUCGUCAUAUGCAGUACAUUAUAUUUAUAAUUUUAUACAUUAUAUGUAUAAAAAUAUAUCAUUAUAUAAACUACGUAUUUUUCACUUUUAUUAAAAAUUUUAUAAAAUUUUAUAAAAUUCGAAAUAGUUUCUUUCAAUAAUUAUUUUCUCAGGAAUCGAAGAUAUUCGAUCGAACAUUACGAUAGAGAGACGUUUUGCAGAUAUAUUCAUUAGUAUAUAUGCUUUUCUAUCGUUGUAUUAUUAAAGCGAUACUUUACGAUUGUCUUUUCACUUUUAUCACCAUCUAUUACGACGAACAGUUACAUAUUUAUCCGCUUACAGAACGUUGUCUGUAUAUGGAUUUAACAAUAUGGAUUUAAUAUGGAUGAAAAUAUGAAUUUAAAUGCAACAAAUUUCAAUAGGAACUUAGAUAAAGUUGUUAAGACAAAUAAAAUAUAAGACGAUACAUUUUUCUUCGUAGUUUAAUAUAAUCUUAGUAGAGUAAAUAAAUAUAAGUAAAAGUCAUAACUAUAUCAUUCUUUUAUCGUGUUUAAAAAAUUCUUGUAAUAGAAUAAUACCGUGAAUUAUGGUGCUAUAAUAAUUUUAGUAAACAAAGACAUGUAAAUGUUAUGCGCUGUCAUUAAAUUUUUAGUUUGUGUAUUAUUAGAGUACAUGGUUACAGAUACGUUUAAUAUGUUACGAGUAUGUAAAAAUUGUGCCAUGAGACGAUAUAUAGAUGUAAAAUGUGUGUUAAUAGUAGCUUCUAUUUCAAUAAAAUGUCUACUCCGGCUA